AUGGCAGCCUCCCAGCUGGCAGCGCUGGAAGGAGAAGAGUUGGGGGCCACGGGGCUGCCCUUGACCGAGGCCAGCCCUGGCUUCCUGUAUUCCGAGGGCCAGCGGCUGGCGCUGGAGGCUCUGCUGAGCAAGGGCGCCGAGGCGUUCGAGGCCUGCGUGCAGCGCGAGGGCCUGCGGCCCUUUCUGAGCGGGGAAGAGCUCCGGAGCCUGGCGGCGGCGGCUGAGGACUGGACCACGUCCAAGCAGCCGCCCAGCAGGGCAGCAGAGGGAGCCCCUGCCACCAUUUGGGACUCGGGCAGCAGCCUGACUUACUGGCCCGGACGGUCAGACGAGCUGGCGCCCACGCUGCGGCUGGGCUGGCCAGAGGUCCCAACCUGGAAGGGAAUCACCCGGGCGCAGCUGUACACCCAGCCACCCGACGAGGGCCACCCGCCCCUCAAGGAGCUGGUGCGCCAGGAAAUCCAGGCUGCCUGCAAGCUAGUGGCCGUGGUCAUGGACAUCUUCACUGACCCAGACCUGCUUUUGGACCUGGUAGACGCCGCGACCCACCGCUGGGUGCCUGUCUACCUGCUCCUGGACUACCAGCAGCUGCCUGCCUUCCUGACGCUGGCCCAGCGGCUGCGGGUGAACCCCUGGGCCACUGAGAACCUAGAUAUCCGUGUUGUGCGGGGCUGCAGUUUCCAGAGCCGAUGGCGACGGCAGGUGAGCGGCAACGUGCGGGAGAAGUUUGUGCUGCUGGAUGGCCAUAGGGUCAUCUCCGGAUCCUACAGCUUCACGUGGAGCGACUCUCGCCUGCACCGCGGUCUGGUGACCCUGCUGACCGGCGAGAUUGCCGAUGCCUUCAGCCGAGAGUUCCGGACACUGUACGCGGCCUCCUGGCCACUCCCGUCUGCGCCCACCUGGGGCCCCUUCGUCAGCACCGUGGGGGGGCUGCAGCUGGCUCACAACCCCCACCGUGUGGCCCGCCGCCGCUCUGUGGCCCCCAUGUCACCGCCGCCACCCGACGGCCCCCUGGCCCGACGCUUGGCUGCCUGCCGGGUCUUUGAGGGGGACAGGCAGGAGACCCCGGCCGCCCCAGGGCCGGCGCUGAGCGACAUCCUGAGGAGUGUCCAGCGCGCCCGGCCCCCCAGCGGCCCCCCGGCCCGGCCCAGCCGCUCCCUGUGGGACCUGAGCCGCCUGUCCCAGCUGUCCGGCUCCAGCGACAGUGACAGUGAGCCCAAGAAGUCCUGGGGCUCCAAGGACACCCCAGCCAAGGCCCUGAUGAGGCAACGGGGCACCGGAGGGGCCCCCAGGGGUGAGACAGAACCUCGUCCUCUGAGCCGGUCCCAGCCCUGGGGCAGCCCCCUGCCCCUCCUCCCUGCACGCCACCUCCGCUAUCUGUCCCCGACCAGAAGGAGGUUUGGUGAAGAUGCUGCCUCCAAACUCCUGGAACCCCGAGGCUUCCAGCAGCCAGAUCGGGCCGCCCAGGCAGGACUCAAGGGGCGACCGUGA
Molecule: messenger RNA, 1491 nt
Organism: Callorhinus ursinus (northern fur seal)
Lineage: Eukaryota; Metazoa; Chordata; Mammalia; Carnivora; Otariidae
Gene: SACK1E
Product: family with sequence similarity 83 member E
Biological process (GO): signal transduction
Molecular function (GO): protein kinase binding
Source: RefSeq, a predicted model, not a curated record